Messenger RNA from Cannabis sativa, 2427 nucleotides. Its product is annotated as nucleotide pyrophosphatase/phosphodiesterase. The transcript is spliced from 12 exons. The record is from RefSeq and is a predicted model, not a curated record. Gene Ontology annotation, molecular function: acid phosphatase activity; metal ion binding. Bases 307 to 2223 code for a protein of 638 amino acids. Lineage: Eukaryota; Viridiplantae; Streptophyta; Magnoliopsida; Rosales; Cannabaceae.
AAUUUGAUUACUUUAUAGUUUCAUUAACAUAAAGACAGUCUUAAUUAUUAAGACUUUAUUAUAAAGUAAUUGUCGAUAUUAAAUUAUAUACAAAAAGAUGCAUAGUUUUAUUAAUUAAGAAUACCCACUUACUACUCAUCCUUUUUCUAUUUAAGGAACGGCUAAUUAAUCGAAUCAAACACAAGCAUAGUAGCACAAGCAAACACACACACACACAACUAAUGUGCUAACUUUCUCAUCUCUGAUCUCUCUCUCUAUAAAUACAUAUUUAGAUAUAUAACAUUCAUUUAUUUUGUUAAUUUGAAAAUGACAUACUUAGAUGAAGUGUGUAUGAAGAGAUUAUUAGUGGUGUGGGUUUUGUUGUUGGGAUUAUUUUCAUGCUCAGCUUUGGGUGAUCACGACCAAAUAAAUCUUAAUGCGGAUCAGCCACUCUCUAAAAUUGCCAUUCUCAAUUGCAAGCUUGCUCUUAAUAACAACUCCUCUUCUAUUUAUGCUAAAAUUAUUGAUCUUCAACCCAAAAAGGGUAAAAAUAAUAAUGGUAUUGAAGAAGAUGCAAAAUGGGUGAGUGUGACUCUUAAGAAUUCAAAACCAGCCAACGAUGAUUGGGUUGGUGUUUUCUCUCCGGCGAAAUUUGACUCCUCAACAUGCCCACCAAAUGGAGCUAAGGAUAGCGAAGUGGAAAAACCAUACAUAUGCUCUGCUCCUAUUAAGUUCCAAAAUGCAAACUAUUCUAGUAAAGAUUACACGACCACUGGUGUAGCCACUUUGAAGUUUCGGUUAAUCAAUAUGAGAGCCGAUUUUUCCUUUGCCUUGUUUACAGGUGGAUUCUCAAAUCCUAAAUUGGUGGCAAUUUCGAACACUCUACCAGUAUUUGCUAAUCCAAAGGCACCCCUUUAUCCUCGUCUUGCUAUAGGCAAGGCUUGGGAUGAAAUGACUGUAACUUGGACCAGUGGAUACAACAUAGAUGAGGCUGUUCCAUUUGUUGAGUGGGGUCUUAAAGGAGAAACCCAGCAACGAUCCCCAGCUGGAACACUCACUUAUGAUCGUACCAGCAUGUGUGGUGCACCUGCAAGAACAGUUGGAUGGCGUCAUCCUGGAUUCAUACACACAAGUUUUCUUAAAGAACUAUGGCCAAACUCUCAAUACACUUACAGAAUGGGUCAUCGGUUAUAUGAUGGUUCAUACGUAUGGAGUAAAUAUUACUCUUUUAGAGCCUCACCGUACCCUGGACAAGACUCUUUACAACGUAUUAUUGUAUUUGGCGACAUGGGAAAGGCAGAGAGAGAUGGUUCGAAUGACUAUGGUAACACACAACCAGGUUCACUCAACACCACAGAUCAACUCGUUAAGGACCUGAAGAACUAUGACAUAGUUUUCCACAUCGGCGAUAUGGCAUAUGCCGAUGGAUACCUAUCUGAGUGGGACCAGUUUAUCGCACAAGUCUCACCCAUUGCUUCAGCUGUUCCAUACAUGGUUGCAAGUGGUAAUCACGAACGUGAUUGGCCAAAUUCGGGGUCUUUUUGGGACACAUCUGAUUCAGGAGGUGAAUGUGGUGUACCUGCUGAAACUCUCUACUAUGUUCCAGCUGAGAAUCGAGCCAAGUUUUGGUACUCAGCAGAUUAUGGAAUGCUUAAAUUCUGUGUAGCCGAUAGUGAACAUGACUGGAGAGCAGGAUCAGAACAAUACAAGUGGAUUGAGAAAUGCUUUGCAUCAGCAGAUAGAAGGAAGCAGCCUUGGUUGAUCUUUAUAGCUCACCGUGUUCUUGGCUAUUCAUCAAAUGCUUGGUACGCCCAGCAGGGCUCAUUUGCGGAGCCUGAAGGAAGGGACGACCUACAAAAGCUUUGGCAAAGAUACAAGGUCGACAUUGCCUUUUUUGGCCAUGUCCAUAACUACGAAAGGAUAUGCCCCAUUUACCAGAACCAAUGUGUGAAUGAUGAAAAAUCACAUUAUAGUGGUGUUGUAAAUGGAACUAUUCAUGUGGUAACUGGAGGAGGAGGAAAAAGCUUGGCCAAAUUCAGCAGCUUGACCCCAACUUGGAGUGUAUUCAGAGAUUAUGAUUGGGGAUUUGUCAAACUCACAGCCUUUAACCACUCAUCACUCCUCUUCGAAUACAAGAAAAGUCGUGAUGGUGAAGUCUAUGAUUCUUUUACCAUUUACAGGGAGUACAAGGACGUAUUGGCCUGUGUUCAUGACGGUUGUGAACCAACCACUUUGGCAGCUUAAAAUAUCAUCCCUUUUUUCCUAAUAAUUACAAAGGGCAUUGUGGGUUUAAAGUAUCCAAACUUUGUAGUAAGAACACUGUGAAGGAGAUGAAAGUACUAAAACUAUCAUCUCUCUGUCUAUUUUGUGGUAUUCUCUAGCAGAGGUUUUCUUAUGAUGAAUUUAGGUAUUUUCAAGUUAAAUAACACCUUAUGCUUCUUCUAUAAA